UGCUUCUUUUUUUGGAAGCAAUCCGUGAAAGUUGAAACCUAGACGAACAACUCGGCAAUCAGGAGUUCACAUAUAUAGGGAGCCCGUCUAUUCCAAGAACGUACACACAAAAUUCAGCCGUCCGCCCACACAUCCUUCGUAAAAUCACGGAUCUUUUGAAGCCGCAAGUGAAACUACAACGAAAUACAAAAGCUUUAAUGUAAGCUAUACUUGACCGCUUGUUAAGUUGUUGUUGAAGAUCCAAGUGUUCGUAUCUACGGUACAGUCCGAAUUCUAAAUAAUCUAAAUGCUAUUUCUGGCACCACCUGACCACUGGCAGUUCUGCACAACCAACCAUGAAUUGUUCACGUUGCGUUGCGCAUGAUUGAGUACAGUACACUACGCUGCUAUUGAACUUGACUCUGCUAUCUACUACGGUUUGGCACCUGAUGAACCGUUGUCGUUCAUAACGACUCAACAAUCCAACCGACCUCUCCUAGUGGACUAGAAACAAAAUGGCCGAGGAGCUGGUUACCACGACAACCUCUGAGACGUCACCAAGCAUGUCGCCCUGUUCUCCCCGAGACCACAAGACCCCUAAAAUCUCCCCAAAUUGUCGGCAGGUCAUGUGCGCCGUUUGCGAGGACCAGGCAACAGGCCGGUACUUUGGAGCGCAGAUAUGCGAAGCUUGCAAGAGUUUCUUCAUUCGGAGCACCAAGAAAGGCAUGCCCAAGUUCAAGUGUCAGUCCUCCAGUGCCUGUCCCGUCACUCCCACCUCCAGACUUCUCUGUCAACACUGUCGAUUCCAGAAGUGUUUGAAUGCUGGAAUGUGCCGAAAAGUCAAGCAGCCAAGCAAGGACCCACCAGCAGACAAUACACCAUGCAAAGUCUGCAAUGACAUGUCUUCGGGUAUCCAUUUUGGGGUCUUCACAUGCGAAGGAUGCAAAGGUUUUUUCCGUCGAAGCUUGAAGGACGGGGCCUCGUAUAUGUGCGGUGAUGAAAAGAAAUGCGUCAUUACCCCGACGUCACGUAACGUCUGCCGGUAUUGCCGCUACCAGAAGUGCCUGCAAGUCGGCAUGUCCAGACAAAGUAUUAAGCUAGGCCGGCAUCACAAACUUGACAUGGAAGUUUCAGACAGCAGUAGCAAAAUGCCUCGGGUAUCUCAACCGAUGGAUACUGCCAGCUGGGGGGAAUGCUCUCCGAGUCAAGCUUUUGAUGAUGAUGAUGAUGAUGAGACCACAAUGGAAGUAAACUCUUCUUCACCCCUGCUCGGUGGGCCGGGAGUCGGCGAGUCGCUGGCUGUACCAGAGAGCUUUGCGAGGGGAUUCGGUGGAAGGAGUUCCCCCAUCAUGGACUUCAAAUCUGUUCAGCAGGUCAGGGCAAGCCCCCCAGCUCCUACGGUCACUUCAGUAACAGGCUUUGCAUCUAAGGGUGGAGGCUUGAGCUCUGGAAUCUCUCCUAGCUCGGGGAAUCCAGGAUUUACUGGGAACGCCCCAACUCUUGGCAGAUACCCAAACCCUGGGGCUUGUCCAAAACUACCACAUACAUCUCUGGGACCUUUUAGUGGUCUGCCAACCAGUAGCAUGCCGAGUUCUACAACCAUUCACUCUCCUCAGCAUCCUAUGAGUUCAGUGCAGUAUACUCCAGUCUGUAAUGCCUUCUCUACAAUGCCUUCCGGAGGCUCAGACUUUACUUUCAGACGUAAUUAUUUUGAUGAUGGGUCACAUUCCACUGCUGACACCAACCUGAGCUUACCAAACCCCCAGGCAAUGGCAUUAGACAGCCAGUCCAUGCCAACCACACCUGCUUUCAGUUUUGAGGUCAGCUCGGGGAGCAGCCACAGUCCGUCAUCUCCAGCUUCUUUUCAGGCAAGAAACAGUGAUGAAAUGACCGACAAAGGCAUGGAAAGCUUGGCAGCAGCUUCUCCAAGUAGACCCAUGAUGAGCCAGGAUGCUUCCCGGUCACUACACCAGGACAUGUACCAGGACAAAACUAGCAAGCCAUUUGCCAUGAUGGAUCCUGGUUCAAGUGUUAAAACGUCUGUAAAGGUCAAACAGGAGGACAGUGGUUCUUGCAUCACAGAGCCCUUUCAGAGACAACACAACCCUGAAGCCAUGAGGAGGGGUACCGGCCCAGACCUAAGUAGAGUCCCUGGCAAGCAUUCCCUGAGUGACGACAGUGAGAAUAAUGAGCAACUAAAGAGUGCCAAGAUGUCACCAUCGACACACAAGCUACAACAGGAGCAGUCGGAGGGCAGCGUGAAAAACCUGGCUUAUGCCCAGAAGGUAGCCAGGCGUCUGGAGCUUGGAUGCCAGAAAGGAGAGAUUCUGAGUGAGGAGAGUGAAGCUCUAUUGAGCAGGACCUCACAGCCUGUGCAGAAGUUUGAGCGCGAUUUGAUCAUUGUUGAGGUAACACAGGCAUUUGAGGAACUGGCGAUACUUUUCCAGACAAUGUCUCAAUCCAAGCCGCAGAUAGAGGCUACCGAAGAGUUACGCACAAAGAUGGACAAAGCUUCACCGGAAGCCAUGCGGUUAUUUCAGGAGAGAGUGUCCCUGAAGAUCAUUGGCUCUGUCAACUUUGCAAAGAAUAUACCUGGGUUCCGUGAGAUCCCUGUCAGUGACCAGAUGAACCUGAUCAAGUUGGGCACCUUCCCCUCCAUCCUGUGCCACCUCUGCUGGCAAGGAGAGGAGUAUUCCUGGCUGGAGCACACUUUCUUCACCGUGCCGUCCCUGGAGGCGCUGGUCUGCGGCAUGAAGACCAGCUGCUACAGCUUUCGGGAGGAUUUCUCCAAGGUGACCUUCGACGAGCACGAGAUUGCGCUCAUCAUGGCUCUGAUCUUCAUCAAUCCAGAUCCCAGUGGUCUGGAAAGCGUAGACUUUAUUCUCAAUCUCCAUGGCAAACUACGUCUGAUCUUCAAGCAUUACUGUCUUGAAAAAUACGGGGAGAUGAAGCAGUACUUGAAAUUCAUCAGCUUCCUGCCGCGAUUGUACAAAAUUGAGCUGUUGCACAAGAAGAGCAUCAAGGAUGGUUACCACGAGCAGUCGGCGGAUGUCACCCUUCCCGCGCUCUUUGCCGAAAUCAACUUGUAAUGAUAAAAGGCAGUCCAUACAGCACCGACCGUGGUAAUCCAAAAUAUAACAUACAAUGUACACAGAACCUGCCACUUAUAUACUUUAUUGUGUUGUAGUUAGCUGAUAGUAUUGAUGUGUAUAAUUAUCUAAAUGUACACGCACUACAUUAUUAUUACCUCGUGCUUGCCGGGCCCAUUGAAAAGUCUGAAAACAGUGGCGAGAUGGUUUAUUGUUCAUUGUACAGGGUGAGUCAAAAAAGCAGAACCCAAACCCCAAAAAUUAUAUUUCACAUUUA
Messenger RNA from Patiria miniata (bat star), 3345 nucleotides. RefSeq lists its product as uncharacterized. Gene Ontology annotation, biological process: regulation of transcription by RNA polymerase II. Gene Ontology annotation, cellular component: nucleus. The record is from RefSeq and is a predicted model, not a curated record. Gene Ontology annotation, molecular function: RNA polymerase II cis-regulatory region sequence-specific DNA binding; zinc ion binding; nuclear receptor activity. Bases 495 to 3068 code for a protein of 857 amino acids. The transcript is spliced from 10 exons. Lineage: Eukaryota; Metazoa; Echinodermata; Asteroidea; Valvatida; Asterinidae.